Molecule: messenger RNA, 822 nt
Organism: Rotaria sordida
Lineage: Eukaryota; Metazoa; Rotifera; Eurotatoria; Philodinida; Philodinidae
Source: the annotation of a GenBank genome assembly
AUGGACAUGAAAUAUGGUCAAACAGUGAAGAAUAUUUUCACAUCAGCAAAUGAAUUAGUCGAACAAAUUUAUAAUGAUCAACAAGCACAAAGAAAAUCUCAUAGUACUGAUUUACCAAUGACUUUUAUGCAACAAACGAUGACACCCAUCUAUUCUCAAGUCGUAUCGGAGUCUUCACAUCAAAUAUUUGAUAGUGAAUUUAUGUGGUCUCAAUUAUUAAUUGAAAUUUUACUACGUAUGAAUUUGGAAUCGAUAAAAAUACAUUUUCAAGAACUACUCUCAAUAUGUAGAAAGCAAUAUGGUUAUAAUGAAACCAAUAUAAAAUAUAUUACUGAAUUAGAAACGACCUAUAAUGCAAACCAAGCUAUAUGGUGGUAUACACGUGAAACAUUUUUUCAAUAUAUUUUAAAUUGUGCUCUACGACGUCAAAAUAUUGAUUUAUUAGUUAAAUUCUCUUUUCUUAUACGUGAUAUGAACGAACAACUUAAAGUAAAAUCAAAUUUUAACCAUUCAAUUGUUCAUCUGUAUCGCGGUCAAUUGAUGACAAUAGUUGAAUUUGAUAAUUUAAAAAUGAAUAUUGGCAAAUAUGUCUCGAUGAAUAGUUUUCUAUCAACAACUAAAAGUUGCCAAGUAACUUUACUCUAUGCCGGAACAGAUAAUGUCGAUUUAACAAAAGUUUCAAUUCUAUUUGAAAUUGAAGUUGAUACUCAAGCAGAAGAUAGAAGGCCAUUUCGUGAUAUAACGGAACAAACUACUAUUGAAAGCGAAGAAGAAGUAUUAUUUAUGCUUGGAAAUAUAUUCAAAAUUCAUAAUAUUUGUUGA